AUGGAUUUUUCUACUACCAUUGCCACCACUCCAACACCACCACCAUCUCUGCCGCCAUGCAUCCAUUACCACCGCUGCUAUUACUGCCACCACUCUACCACCACCUCUCUUCCACUUCCAUGUUGCCACUACUUCACUACCGUUGUCACUCUACCACUACGAUCAUUACUACCACCACAUAUCUUCCACUACCGCCAUCACCAUUAUACCACUGCCACCACUAACUCUCUUCCACCACCACUCCCACUGCCGUCACUUUACCACCACCUUUAUACCACCACCGCUACUACUUCACCACCACCAUUACACUAUUGCCACUACUCCACCACUGCUGCCCUCGACACUGUAUCACUACCACUGCCACCAUCACCUCUCCACUACCUCCACUACCAUCACCACCACCACCACCACCACCACCACCACCGCCACACCACUUCCAUAACCAUCGCUACCGCUACCAUUUUUCUUCCAUCACCACUACCUUACUUUACCACUACUGUUGCCGCCAAUCCACUUCCACUGCCGCUGUUCCACCACCACCACCACCACCAGCAUUCCACCUCAACCGAAACCAUUUAA
Camellia sinensis is the source of this 579-nucleotide messenger RNA. NCBI's taxonomy places the organism in Eukaryota, Viridiplantae, Streptophyta, Magnoliopsida, Ericales, Theaceae. The record is from RefSeq and is a predicted model, not a curated record.